AUUGGGAAGUCGCAGGAGCCGGGUGCUGUGGGGGAGUAUCCAAUUCACCGCAUAGCGGCGCGUUCCGGGGCACAUCUCAGCGGUAACAUCUGAUUCCAACACGUCUCUGAAAAGCUGCGUUUGAUUUAAACCUCAUAGCGGACAGGAGACGUGUCGACGGGGAAGGUAGCAUUCGCAUGACAGUCAGAACGCUGAAAGACAACUCGAAUAUGAAGAAUUCUGUCUGGAGCGCUUGUUAACGGUACGUGACAUCCACAUUAUUUCGCAGCCACAAAUUCAACUAAGUUACCAGGCAGGGAAAGCUAUUUGUGUUGUCAUAUCACGGAAUCCUAUAUAUGAUAUGAUACAUUUGGAAUGAUAUUCGUGAGAUAUUUUACAUACUGAACCAAACAAACUCAAGAAGCCCCCUGGUUUUUCCAUUAGUUCCAGCUGUGCGCACGUAAUUGUGGGAAGUCGCUAUUUUGCUUGCUGAAAAUGUACCUCGGCUGAGUAACGGAUCCCCCUGUUGUCUUACUUGUUGAAUAUAAGGCUAGAACGACGUUCAAAUCAUACUUUGGCCACCUUGGAUGUUAAUCCAUCAUGGUUAACCCUCCUUUGUAGGCCUACGAAGAGAAUAAUUGUCCUCUUGCGCAACCAGAUGUAUUCCAAUAGUCUACUGCUAUUCAUGACUGCAUCUUUGAGUUUAUAAAACACAAUACAUAUAGCUAUCUUUAUCCCUAGUAGAUGGUAAUUGUUUGCCUGUAGUCUUUGUCUGUAGUCAAGGCCACUGCCUGUACCUACAGUGGGCCUAUAGGCUGUAGUGGUAUUUCACCAUCCUAUUGAGUCUGUGUGAUUUAAUCCCCUGAUCUUCUCCAGAUGUGCUGAAUAGAACUUCACCUCUCUCUCGCUCUCUGCAUCAAUUCUGCUGACUUAGUGAAAAAACACUAUGGAUUCAGAUUCAGUCUAUGCAUUUGAGCAAGAUGGCCAAUGGUUAUAAGGUGACCAUCCUGUUUUUGGAAAGUUGAUCCACUGUCAGCUUUCAAAUGCCUUAUAGCUAUUUGUAAUGCGUCGGGUCCUUCUCUCACUUCUAAAGCUGUGGAAAUGCCAAUGGUUUUUGUCUGUUCUUAGACAGGGGCCAGUCUUUUAAUGCAGUGUGUCAGCCAGGUUAGUUAACAUGCUGACACUGAAGUUGUUUUUUUAUUAGCGUUUUCUAUAGUCGCUGACACCACCACUUACUGGGGCAAAGUCACCUGGACUGUCACUCCAUGGUAGUUACUGAACAGCUAAGGUCAUGUGGGUCACGUCACCACCCCUAAGCUAUUUCAGUUUUAACCCUUCCUGGCUGACAGUAUCCCAAAUCGUCCUCUUCUCACCCAUUACUGGAGGUCCUUUGACUUGUCUCACACACAGACACACACACAGAGAGAGAGAGAGAGAGACACACAGAUAGAGAAAGAGACACACACAGAGAGACACCAGUGUUUUCCCUAUAUUCAUUUAACAGCAGCAGGCCGCCUUAUAAUUACUUUUAUUUAUUAUCGUUGUUGAAGAUUUUGUUAUGUUCCUCUGUAGCUCAAUUGGUAGAGCAUGGUGCUUGUAACGCCAGGGUAGUGGGUUCGAUCCCCGGGACCACCCAUACGUAAACAUUUAUGCGCACAUGACUGUAAGUCGCUUUGGAUAAAAGCGUCUGCUAAAUGGCUUAUUAUUAUUAUUAUUAUUAUUAUUAUUAUUAUUAUAAUGUUUGAGUCACUCAGAUCGCAUAAGAGCACGGCAUAAGCGAUGGUAUGUGUAGAAUUGCAGGAAAUUAGCUUUUUAAAACUGUACAUUUUUCUCUCCGCCCCUUUCCAAAAUGUGUAGAAUUGCAGGAAAUUGGCUUUAAAACAGCAUAAUUGUCUCUGCGGCCAAGAGGAUUGCCUCUAAAAUGUUCAGUCUGAGACCACGGAUCCUAUCACACCACCACACUAACUUUGCCACCACUGCUGAAUAAAAUCUUAGGGGUCACCACAGAUGAUCCAAUCAGUCAUGCGGCGCCAUCUGGGAUGUGAUUGGUAGUGUAACCCUUAUUGCUUCAUGUUAUCAAAUAACUCAUCAUUUAUUAGGAACCUAGGCCUAAUUGUCUUCUCUGUGAUAGAGGCCUCCUAAACACCCAUGUAAAGAGUGAGAAUACUUGCACUCAGUAACAGAUGGGACCAAAGAUUACGUAAGUCUUUAAGCAGUGAUUCAAUCAAACCCUGCUAUCACCGAAUGCUUCAGCUAUCAUGACAUGACCGGAAAACUCUUCUGGACGCUGCUGUUGUAGACCUUAAAAACGGUAGCUCUGCAAAGCAUGUCAUCUGACUUUGAAACUCAAAUUGCUUUGGAAGAGCUGCAUACUUCUCAUAGUGGAAGUUUAAGUGUUAUCACGGUUAAAGGUGAUAUUGCUGACACACAGCUCUGAUGCACUAAAUGGCCCCAAGCUCUUCUCUUAUCUUGUUCCUGACACUGUUUCCCCUCUAGGGAUGUAAUAUAAUAUGCACGUGUACACACACACACACACACACACACACACACACACACACACACACUGAUAGAUGUGUUUUAUCUCUAUGGUUUCCCUCUUGGGGUGGAAUAGAAUAUGGACUAGCCCAGUCACUUUCAACAGCUUGAGGACAACCGAGACUGAGGAGAGUCAUUAGAUAAUCGCUUUAUUAAUGGCACAACCUAGAGCUUUUCACCCUACUGAGCCAAACUGAGCGUAGCCAAAGCAACGUGUACUGGACUGGCCAGGUUAUGUAUCCACCAUAGUUGCAGGAACCGUACUGAAGGACAAUGUGAAAAGAGAAUAUCUGAGCCAGUGCGGUUAGGGUCGGCAAAGUAGUGUGAAAGAUGGUACUAAAGGAAAAGCCUAUAGUCACUAUCGUUUAAACAGGUCAAUCUCUUUGACAGCUUCCAGUCUCUAUCACUGUAGUUUUAAUGUUAUUGUGAUUAACCGUCAUCAGGGUAGAGCUCAGGAUGGACUUUACCUGAUGAGAGUUGGGUUAAUGUUAACUACUCUUCAGCAGUCACUAACUGUGCUUUGGGUUUUACAAGUGCCUCUAGACUGUCAGCUUUCUACUUGUUUUCAGGAAAUGGACUGUUUUUAUGAGUAACCCACUAGACUGGCACAGUGAGUGAGUGAGUGAGAGAGAGAACUACAAGAGGCCUCUAUGUAAAGGGAAGGGAAUUCAACUUGAGCUGUGUCAAACAGGAGGUUCUUGGCCUUUAAUGUCUCCCUAUUCCAGAGUGACGUUUGUUGAAAGAAAGAGUUUAGCCGGCCUAUGGGCUCCUGCCUCCGUCACAUUCUUGGACAUUAGACAUACACUGAGUGUACCAAACAUUAGGAACAACUUCUUAAUAUUUGCCCUCAGAACGGCCUUCAUUCGUCGAGGCAAGCGUUCCACGGGGAUGCUGGCCCAUGUUGACUCCAAUGCUUCCCACAGUUGUCAAGUUUGCUGGAUGUCCUUUGGGUGGUGGACCAUUCUUGAUACACAUGGGAAACUGUUGAGUGUGAAAAACCCAGCAGCGUUGAAGUUCUUGACACAAACUGGUGCUCCUGGUACCUACUACCAUACCCUGUUCAAAGGCAUUUAAAUAUUUUGUUGUGCCCAUUCAGCCUCUAAAUGACACAUAUACACAAUCCAUGUCUCAAUUGUCUCAAGGCUUAAAAAUGAUUCUUUAACCUGUCUCCUCCCCUUCAUCUACACUGAUUUGAAGUGGCUUUAACAAGUGACCUCAAUAAGGGAUCGUAGCUUUCACCUGGAUUCACCUUGUCAGUCUGUCAUGGAAAGAGCACUUGUUCUUAAUGUUUUGUAUACUCAGUGACAUUGUCAAUAAGUUGUUUGCACGUUGGUCUAUUAUGAUGAUUCCCAUCUGAGGUUUUAUAGGGUAGCACUGCAGUUGCUGAGGGUGAAUUGCGAGCUGUACUGUCAUGUUGAUCUUAGCUGUGUGUUAUUAAGAGAUUACUGGAGCGUGUAGCUCAGUUGGUAGAGCAUGGUGUUUGCAACGCCAGGGUUGUGGGUUCGAUUCCCACGGGAGGCCAGUAUGGAAAAAAAAAAAAAUGUAUGCACUCACUAACUGUAAGUCACUCUGGAUAAGCGCGUCUGCUAAAUUACUAAAAUGUAAAAAUGUAUAUGGUCAUCAUGGGGUCUGUCAGUUUUAACACCAACCAGCUAGCGUAAGAUUAACUUUUAAUAGCUCAACCUUUGGUCGCUCCCAAUCUUUGCUCUGCUCUGCCAGAGUGAGUCGUGGCUUAUUCAGCUUUUGAACUCCCAGCCUCUUGUCUAUGCUCGUCUCAGACCUGGACUGGUGGUGUUCAGGACAGGGCCUCUGUGACUGUGGGAAUCAGAUUACUGAUGGGACGCACUGUUCGAAACAGGAAGUGUGUGUCUGGCCAGUUGCACAGCUGUUUCUGAUGCCCUCCAGGUGUUCCUCUCUCUCACACACUCAGUAUUAAUUAAAGAGCCCACUGAGUUCAAUGGCAGUUUCCUCACCUGCGAUCAACCAUCAUGGCUAUCCACGUUUCACAGCAAGGCUACAACGUGGGUCAAAAUGGUGUGUGCUCCUUGUGCCUGGUUAGUAGGAACGAGGUAGUGGGGUCAUGGCUCCUGGUUGUUGAUCAUUAAAGUAAUAUUACUUUUUACGAUGCUCACAAAACCCUUAAGGGACAAUUUCAGGUAGCGCAAGCCAGCAAAAGCUGUUGGUCUUUAAAAAUGUUUAGAGCUGUAAUGUCUUUGUUCUGUUAUCAUUCUGCAUUUAUCACCAAAAUGUUUUGGUAUUUCACCUUUAAUUUUCAGAAAGCUUAACAUUGGAGUGUCAUUGCAUUAUAUUUCUGUCACACUCCUUCCUCUCUCCCUCCUCCAGGCACAUAACUGAGCAUGUGCAAGUGCUGAGGCUCUUUGCUGAGUUGACCCCACCCCCUCCCCCGGCCUGAACGAGGAGCGACCGGAGCUGCUGCCUCGUCAGGUUUACCCCCCCUGUCCUGUCUGCCUGUCCCGACUCCCGUAAGGCUGGUCCCCCAACCCACCAUGUCUACAGAAGUGGAAAGCAGUGUACCUGUCGUCCCGGCCGACCACUCCAGCCCUCCUGCCCCCCCCACAUCCUCCACAACCAGCCUCCCCACCACCCCUUCCACAGCACCAGCCAAGACCCCCUUCAAGAAAGAGAAGAAGAAAGGUACUGUAUGUAAGGGCCACUCCCUCUCUCCCCACAUGUGAGGGAUUUGGUGUUAUAGGCUGAACUGCCUUUUUCUGUGACGUCAGACUUGACCUUUGGUCUAGUUUUACAUAUUUUGAUUUCCAUGCGUCUUGUGGUGUGAUGGUCGAGGCUAUGUAAUAAAAUAAAUACAGAAGAAUUGUAGAGGGCAUGCUCAACCGGACAGAAAGUGAAAAUCAAUCUGUUUUCUCUCCUGCUCUCAUCCCUCCGUCCAGCUCCAGAGAAGACUGAUGAGUACCUGUUGUCCCGGUUCCAGGGUGACGGUGUGAGGUACAGGGCCAAGCUGAUUGGCAUUGAUGAUGUCCCAGAGGCCCGAGGGGACAAGAUGAGCCAGGAUUCCAUGAUGAAACUCAAGGUACCACGUCUGAUGCAAAUGCUACAGUACACGUACUGGUAUGCAUAUACACUCAGGGGCCAGUUUAUUAGGUACACCCAUCCAGUGCCGGGUCGGAGUCCUGUUUGCCUCCAGAACAGUCUGAAUUCUUCGGGACAUGGAAACGUUGCUCAGUUGGUAUCAAGGGACCUAACGUGUGCCAAGAAAACAUUCCCCACACCAUUACACCACCGCCACCUGCCUGUACCAUUGACACCAGGCAGGGUUGGGCCAUGGCUGCUUAUGCCAAAUCUGACUCUGCCAUCGGCAUGACGCAACAGGAACCGGGAUUUGUCGGACCAGGCAACGUUUUUCCACUCCUCAAUUGUCCAGUGUUGGUGAUCGCGUGCCCACUGGAGCUGCUUCUUGUUUUUAGCUGAUAGGAGUGGAACCCGGUGUGGUCGUCUGCUGCAAUAGCCUAUCUGUGACAGACUGACGAGUUGUGCAUUCCGAAAUGCCCUUCUGCACACCACUGUUGUACUGAGCUGAGUUUGUGGCCCGCCUGUUAGCUGAGCUGAGUUUGUGGCCUGCCUGUUAGCUUGCACGAUUCUUGCCAAUCUCCUCCAACCUCUCAUCAACAAGCUGUUUUUGGCCACAGGACUGCCGCUGACUGGAUGUUUUUUGUUUGUCGCAUCAUUCUCAGUAAACCCUAGACAUUGUCGUGCAUGAAAAGCCCAGGAGGUUGGCUGUUUCUGAGAUACUGGAACCGGCGCGCCUGGCACCGACGAUCAUGCCACGCUCAGUCGCUUAGGUCACUCAUUUUGCCCAUUCUAACGUUCAAUCGAACAGUAACUGAUAUAACAAGCCAAGGCCACGUGACUCACUGUCUGUAGGAGCGACCCAUUUUCGUGAAUGGGGUAGUGUACCUAAUAAACUGGCCACAAACUGGCCAACUUGCCUUCCUCACCCAUCUACACACAAUUCCCCGUAAUGACAGCGAAAACAUGUUUUUAGAAUUCUUUGCAAAUGUAUUGAAAAUGAAAUUGAGAAAUAUCUCAUUUACAUACAAUACCAGUCAAAAGUUUGGACACCUACUCAUUCAAGGGUUUUUCUUUAUUUUUAAUAUUUUCUACAUUGUAAAAUAAUAGUGAAGACUUAAACUAUGAAAUGACGCAUAUGGAAUCAUGUAGUAACCAAAAAAGUGUUAAACAAAUCAAAAUAUAUUUGAGAUUCUUCAAAUAGCCGCCCUUUGCCUUGAUGACAGCUUUGCACACUCUUUGCAUUUGAUUUGUUUAACACUUUUUUGGUUACUACAUGAUUCCAUAUGUGUCAUUUCAUAGUUUUGAAAUCUUCACUAUUACUCUACAAUGUCAAAUAUAAUACAAAUAAAGAAAAACCCUUGAAUGAGUAGGCGUGUCCAAACAUUUCACUGGUAGUGUAAGUAUGUUAGAAUCACCUUUGGCAGCAAUUACAGCUGUGAAUAUUUCUGGGUAAGUCUCUAAGAGCUUUCCACACCUGGAUUGUGCAACAUUUGCCCAUUUAUGCUUUUCAAAAUUCUUCAAGCUCUGUCAAAUAGGUUGUUGAUCAUUGCCCCACAACCAUUUUCAAGUCUUUCCAUAGAUUAUCAAGCAGAUUUAAGUCAAAACUGUAACUCGGCCACUCAGGAACAUUCACUGUCUUCUUUGUAAGCAACUCCAGUGUAGAUUUGGCCGUGUUUUAGGUUAUUGUCCUGCUGAAAGGUGAAUGCAUCGCCCAACGCCCAGACUGAACCAUGUUUUCCUCUAGGAUUUUGCCUGUGCUUAGCUCCAUUCCAUUUUUAUCCUGAAAAACUCCUCAGUCCUUAACAAUUACAAGCAUACCCAUAACAUGAUGCAGCCACCACCAUGGAGAGUGGUACUGAGUAAUGUGUUGUAUUGGAUUUGCCCCUAACCUAACACUUUGCAUUCAGGACAAAAAGUGAAUUGCGUUGCCAUAUUAUUUGCAGUAUUACUUUAGUGCCUUGUUGCAACAUGAUGCAUGUUUUGGAAUAUUCUUAUUAUGUACAGGCUCCCUUCUUUUCACUCUGUCAAUUACAUCAGUAUUGUGGAGUAACUACAAUGUUGUUGAUCCAUUCUCAGUUUUCUCCUAUCACAGCCAUUAAACUCUGUAACUGUUUUAAAGUCACCAUUGUCCUCAUGUUGAAAUCCCUGAGUGGUUUCCUUCCUCUCCGGGAAAGAUGCCUGUACAGUGCAUUCGGAAAGUAUUCAGUCCCCUUGACCUUUUCCACAUUUUGUUACGUUACGGCCAUAUUCUAAAACAGAUUUAUUUUUUUAUUCUCAUCAAUCUACACAAUACCCCAUAAUGACAAAGCAAAAACAGGUUUAGACAUUUUUGCAAAUGUAUUACAAAUAAAAACUGAAAUCACAUUACAUAAGUAUUCAGAUCCUUUACUCAGUACUUUGUUGAAGUCCCUUUGGCAGCGAUUACAGCCUUGAGUCUUCUUGGGUAUGAUGCUACAAGCUUGGCACACUUGUAUUUGGGGAGUUUCUCCCAUUCUUCUCUGCAGAUCCUCUCAAGCUCUGUCAGGUUGGAUAGGGAGUGUCGCUGCACAGCUGUUUUCAGGUCUCUCCAGAGAUGUUGGAUCAGGUUCAAGUUCGGGCUCUGGUUGGGCCACUCAAGGACAUUCAGAGACUCGUCACGAAGCUAGUCCUGCGUACUCUUGGCUGUGUGCUUAGGGUCGUUGUCCUGUUGGAAGGUGAACCUUCGCCCCAGUCUGAGGCCAUGAGCGCUCUGGAGCAGGUUUUCAUCUAGGAUCUCUCUGUACUUUGCUCCAUUCAUCUUUCCCUCCAUCCUGACUAGUCUCCCAGUCCCUGCCGCUAAAUAACAUCCCCACAGCAUGAUGCUGCCACCACCAUGCUUCGCAGUAGGGAUGGUGCCAGGUUUCCUCAAGACGUGACGCUUGGCAUUAAGGCCAAAGAGUUCAAUCUUGGUUUCAUCAUACCAGAUAAUCUUGUUUCUCAUGGUCUGAGUCCUUUAGGUGCCUUUUGGCAAAUGCCAAGCAGGCUGUCAGGUGCCUUUUUACUGAGGAGUGACUUCAGUCUGGCCACUCUACCGUAAAGGCCUGAUUGGUGGAGUGCUGCAGAGAUGGUUGUCCUUCUGGAAGGUUCUCCCAUCUCCACAGAGGAACUCUGGAGCUCUGUCAGAGUGACCAUCGGGUUCUUGGUCACCUCCCUGACCAAGGCCCUUCUCCCCCGAUUGCUCAGUUUGGCUGGGCGGCCAGCUCUAGGAAGAGUCUUGGUGGUUCCAAACUUCUUCCAUUUAAGAAUGAUGGAGGCCACUGUGUUCUUGGGGACCUUCAAUGCUGCAGACAUUUUUGGUACCCUUCCCCAGAUCUGUGCCUCUGCACAAUCCUGUCUCGGAGCUCUAAGUAUAAUUCCUCGACCUCAUGGCUCGUUUUUGCUCUGACAUCCACUGUCAACUGUGGGACUGUAUAUGGACAGAUGGGUGCCUUUCCAAAUCAUGUCAAAUCAAUUGAAUUUACCACAGGGGGACUCCAAUCAAGUUGUAGAAACAUCUCAAGGAUCAUCAAUGGAAACUGGAUGCAUCUGAGCUUAAUUUCGAGUCUCAUAGCAAAGGGUCUGAAUACUUAUGUAAAUAAGUUAUUUCUGUGUUUUAAUUUUUUUAUACAUUUGCAAAGAAAUCUAAAAACCUGUUUUCGCUUUGUCAUUAUGGGGUAUUGUGUGUGGAUUGCUGAGGAUUUUUUAUUUAUUUAAUCCAUUUUAGAAUAAGGCUGUAACGUAACAAAGUGGAAAAAGGAAGGGAGUCUGAAUUCUUUCCGAAUGCACUGUAUCUUUGUAGUGAUUGGGUGUAUUGAUACACCAUCCAAAGUGUAAUUAAUAACGUCUCCAUGCUCAAAGGGCUUAUUCAAUGUCUGCUUUUUUAUUUUUACACAUCUACCAAUAGGUGCCCUUCUUUGCGAGACAUUGGAAAACCUCCCUGGUCUUUGUGUUAGUAUGUCAUUUUUUUGUGUGUGGUGUUUGUAAUGUAACUGUGUUUUGCUGUUGUGGCAGUAAUUCUUGUUUUUUUGCAGGGCAUGGCAAUAGCCUUUCGGUCCCAGGGCAAACACAAGCAGAGGAUCUGGGUCAACAUAUCCAUGUCGGGCAUCAAGAUCAUCAAUGAGAAAACAGGGGUGAGAACAACCCUUCUAUGGCUUUCUCCCGAGUGGCGCAGUGGUCUAAGUGCCACUAGAGAUCCUGGUUCGAAUCCAGGCUCUUUCGUAGCCGGCCGUGACCGGGAGACCCAUGGGGCGGCGCACAAUUGGCCCAGCGUCGUCUAGGGUAGGGGAGGGAAUGGCCGGCAGGGAUGUAGCUCAGUUGGUAGAGCAUGGCGUUGUGGGUUCGAUUCCCACGGGGGUAUGAAAAUAGAAAGAUAAUGUAUGCACUCACUAACUGUAAGUCGCUCUGGAUAAGAGUGUCUGCUAAAUGACUAAAAAGUAAUGUAAAAUGCUUUCUAAACCAUAGUUAAUUCCUCUGUUCCUCUUUCUAGACCAUGUCUCAGUGGCUGGGGAGUACCAACCUAAAAUAGAAUGAUCUAUUGUAGACAUCAUAGAGGAACAUUUUCAGAAUAAUAUGAACACAGCAGAUGAUCUCAAUCAAGAGUAGAUGCCAUGUAGGCCUCAGUUCAUGUUUAUAUUAUUAUGCUAAUCUAGACUAAACAGACUGUUCUCUCUGCUACUGCACGGCAAGCGGUACCAGAGCGCCAAGUCUAGAACCAAAAGGCUCUUUAACAGCUUCUACCCCCAAGCCAUAAGACUGCUGAACAAUUAAUCAAAUGGCCACCCGGACUAUUUACAUUGACCUCCCCCCCUUUGUUUUUACACUGCUGCUACUCGCUGUUUAUUAUCUAUGCAUAGUCACUUUACCCCUACCCACAUGUACAAAUUACCUUGACUAACCUGUACCCCCGCACAUUGACUCGGUACCGGUGCCCCCUGUAUAUAGCCUCGUUAUUGUUAUUUUGUGUUACUUUUUUAUUGUAUUUUACUUUUGUUUAUUUAAUAAAUAUUUUCUUAACUCUAUUUCUUGAACUGCGUUGUUGGUUAAGGGGCUUGUAAGUAAGCAUUUCACGGUAAGGUCUACACCUGUUGUAUUCGUCGCAUGUGGCAAAUAAAAUUGUAUUUGAUUUAAACUGUUUUAAAAGCUGUUUUCUCAUUUCCUCUCUCUCAGGUAAUAGAACACGAGCACAUAGUGAAUAGGAUCUCGUUCAUCGCCAGAGACGUAACAGAUAACAGGGCCUUUGGCUACGUGUGUGGGGCCGAGGGACAGCACCAGUUCUUCGCCAUAAAGACUGGCCAGCAGGUAACAGACACACAGGGACACACACGCAGACUGUUGCAAGUCUUUGAUUGUAUCUAUUGACUGUGUUUUUCCAUUAAUUUCCUCUCCAUAUAGGCAGAGCCCCUGGUCAUUGACUUGAAGGAUCUGUUCCAGGUCAUCUUCAACAUGAAGAAGAAAGAGUCUGAGUCCUCACAGAAGGUAAAUGACUAUGGUGGGAUCCGGGUUGUGUUCAGUAGGACACACUGUAGCAAAACAUUUUGCAACAGAAAACAAACUGUUCUAUGUGCUAAUAGUUCUUCCCUGCUUCAAUCAGUUGCAAAACUUGUUUUCUCCCUACUGAACAUAACCCUUUUUUUUUUUUAAGUGUUGUUUUUGGGGAGGUAGCAUUUAGGGUUUGCUGACUGGAUGGAGGUCAUGUGACUGAAGUUGUGCGAGGUCGACACUGCCCACUAGCGCUGUAUUACAGUCCUGCACCACAAACCAUGCAUUCAUUGUAUUGCAAUGAGAUGACUCAUUAUGGCACAAAUAUAUCACAAAUCUCAUCCAAUAAGUAAAUGGAGAACAUAUGACAUUCCUCCAAUGGAAUCAUCUUGUUUUUCCUCUUCGUCUAUCUGUUCAGGGUCAGUGCAAUAACACAACAAUUGAGGUAAGUGCCUGUGUAUUUGUCAUUCCACUAAUCACCUAUUUGUGAAUUUUUCUUUUUUAAGUGCCUGUGUAUGUUGAAUAAUAUAAGCUUGAUCUGAGAUGUAGGCUGUAGUAGUGCAUACUUGACCCCUUAUUGCUGUGUUUCAUUUAUAGAAUGGCAGCGAUUCCUUGCUCAGUAUCGAUGGCCAGGUGGGCACUGCCAAAGUAAGUGUUUCAGAUCAUGGAAUCAUACAUUCAAAGGGGUGCCAAGUGGAUGCAAAAGAGCAUUCUCCAAGACCACCUGUCUACUAGUAGACGUUCUGUGGUGUUGUGUUGAUCAAGACUGUUUUGUCACAUCUCUUUCUUUAUGACGCUGAUACUGUAUACAGUGAGGGGGGAAAAAAGUAUUUGAUCCCCUGCUGAUUUUGUACGUUUGCCCAAUGACAAAGACAUGAUCAGUCUAUAAUUUUAAUGGUAGGUUUAUUUGAACAGUGAGAGACAGAAUAACAACAAAAAAAUCCAGAAAAACGCAUGUCAAAAAUGUUACAUUGAUUUGCUUUUUAAUGAGGGAAAUAAGUAUUUGACCCCUCUGCAAAACAUGACUUGGUGGCAAAACCCUUGUUGGCAAUCAGAGGUCAGACGUUUCUUGUAGUUGGCCACCAGGUUUGCACACAUCUCAGGAGGGAUUUUGUCCCACUCCUCUUUGCAGAUCUUCUCCAAGUCAUUAAGGUUUCGAGCCUGAUGUUUGGCAACUCGAACCUUCAGCUCCCUCCACAGAUUUUCUAUGGGAUUAAGGUCUGGAGACUGGCUAGGCCACUCCAGGACCUUAAUGUGCUUCUUCUUGAGCCACUCCUUUGUUGCCUUGGCUGUGUGUUUUGGGUCAUUGUCAUGCUGGAAUACCCAUCCACGACCCAUUUUCAAUGCUCUGGCUGAGGGAAGGAGGUUGUCACCCAAGAUUUGACAGUACAUGGCCCCGUCUAUCGUCCCUUUGAUGCGGUGAAGUUGUCCUGUCCCCUUAGCAGAAAAACACCCCCAAAGCAUAAUGUUUCCACCUCCAUGUUUGACGGUGGGGAUGGUGUUCUUGGGGUCAUAGGCAGCAAUCCUCCUCCUCCAAACACAGCGAGUUGAGUUGAUGCCAAAGAGCUCAAUUUUGGUCUCAUCUGACCACAACACUUUCACCCAGUUCUCCUCUGAAUCAUUCAGAUGUUCAUUGGCAAACUUCAGACGGGCAUGUAUAUGUGCUUUCUUGAGCAGGGGGACCUUGCGGGCGCUGCAGGAUUUCAGUCCUUCACGGCGUAGUGUGUUACCAAUUGUUUUCUUGGUGACUAUGGUCCCAGCUGCCUUGAGAUCAUUGACAAGAUCCUCCCGUGUAGUUCUGGGCUGAUUCUUCACCGUUCUCAUGAUCAUUGCAACUCCACGAGGUGAGAUCUUGCAUGGAGCCCCAGGCCGAGGGAGAUUGACAGUCCUUUUGUGUUUCUUCCAUUUGCAAAUAAUCGCACCAACUGUCACCUUCUCACCAAGCUGCUUGGCGAUGGUCUUGUAGCCCAUUCCAACCUUGUGUAGGUCUACAAUCUUGUCCCUGACAUCCUUGGCGAGCUCUUUGGUCUUGGCCAUGUGGAGAGUUUGGAAUCUGAUUGAUUGAUUGCUUCUGUGGACAGGUGUCUUUUAUACAGGUAACAAGCUGAGACUCCCUUUAAGAGUGUGCUCCUAAUCAGCUUGUUACCUGUAUAAAAAACACCUGGGAGACAGAUGUUUCUGAUUGAGAGGGGUCAAAUACUUAUUUCCCUCAUUAAAAUGCAAAUCAAUUGAUAACGUUUUUGACAUGCGUUUUUCUGGAUUUUUUUGUUGUUAUUCUGUCUCUCACUGUUAAAAUAAACCUACCAUUACAAUUAUAGACUGAUCAUUUCUUUGUCAGUGGGCAAACGUACAAAAUCAGCAGGGGAUCAAAUACUUUUUUCCCUCACUGUAUAUCUUUAUGAUGCCAUAUAUAUCUUUAUGAAGCUGAUACUGGAUAUAUCUUUAUGAUGCUGGAUAGAUCUUUGAUGCUGAUACUGGAUAUACUGUGGCUUGUGAAAUUAUUCACCACCUUUAGCAUUUUUCCUAUUUUGUUGCCUUACAACCUGGAAUUAAAAUGGAUUUUUUUUUUGGGGGGGUUGUAUCAUUUGAUUUACACAACAUGGCUACCACUUUGAAGAUGCAAAAUAUGUUUUCUCCUGAAACAUACAAGAAAUAAGACCAAAUAAAAUAACUUGAGUGUGCAUAACUAUUCACCCCCCCCAAAGUCAAUAAAAAAUUUACUUUGUAGAGCCACCUUUUGCAGCAAUUACAGCUGCAAGUCUCUUGGGGUAUGUCUCUAUAAGCUUGGCACAUCUAGCCACUGGGAUUUUUGCCCAUCCUUCAAGGCAAAACUGCUCCAUCUCCUUCAGGUUAGAUGGUUUCCGCUGGUGUACAGCAAUCUUUAAGUCAUACCACAGGUUCUCAAUUGGAUUGAGGUCUGGGCUUUGACAAGGCCAUUCCAUGCCAUUUUAAAUGUUUCCCCUUAAACAAUUGUCCUGCUGGAAGGUGAACCUCCGUCCCAGUCUCAAAUCUCUGGAAGACUGAAACAGGUUUCCCUCAAUAAUUUCCCUGUAUUUAGCGCCAUCCAUCAAUCCUUCAAUUCUGACUAGUUUCCCAGUCCCUGCCGAUGGAAAAACAUCCCCACAGCAUGAUGCUGCCACCACCAUGCUUCACUGUGGGGAUGGUGUUCUCGGGGUGAUGAGGUGUUUGGUUUGCGCCAGACAUAACAUUCUCCUUGAUGGCCAAAAAGCUCAAUUUUAGUCUCAUCUGACCAGAGUACCUUCUUCCAUAUGUUUGGGGAGUCUCCCACAUGGCUUUUGGCGAACACCAAAUGUGUUUGCUUAUUUUUUUCUUCAAGCAAUGGCUUUUUUCUGGCCACUCUUGUGUAAAGCCCAGCUCUGUGGAGUGUACGGCUUAAAGUGGUCCUAUGGACAGAUACUCCAAUCUCCGCUGUGGAGCUUUGCAGCUCCUUCAGGGUUAUCUUUGGUGUCUUUGUUGCCUCUCUGUGUCACGAACGUCUACUAAGUGAGUGGACCAAGGCGCAGCGUGCGAUACGAACAUGACUUUAUUAAUUAAAGUACUCAAUACAAAACAACAAACAAUGACGAAUCGUGAAGUCCUCAGUUACAAUGACUGAUACGGAACAAAAACCCACAAACACAAGGUGAAAACAGACAGUAUAAAUAUGGCUCCCAAUCAGAGACAACGAGCCAAACAGCUGACACUCGUUACCUCUGAUUGGGAGUCACUCAUCCAAACAAAGAAAUACAACCACAUAGAACAACCCAACCAAACAGAACACAACGAAACGAACACACCCUGGCUCAACAUACAAAGUCCCGGAGCCAGAGCGUGACAGUACCCCCCCCUAAAGGCGCGGACUGCGACCGCGCCUCAAUAAGGGCUAAACAAGGGAGGGCUGGGUGGGCAUACCUCCUCGGCGGUGGUUCUGGCUCCGGCCCUGAUCCCCACCUCCUCUCCAACCCCCCAAAGUACCCCUGGUCCUGUCUAGCCCCGCUGGUCGGAGCCGGACUGACGACACGCGCCCCUGGCUUGGUGCGUGGAACAGGAACGGGCCUCACCGGACUGACGACUCCAUUCCCUGGUUUGGUGCGAGUAGCAGGAACGAGCUGGACCAGGCUGACGACUCGCAUCCCUGGUUUGGUGCGAGUAGCAGGAACGGGCUGGACCAGGCUGACGCCUCGCACCCCUGGCUUGGUGCGAGUAGCAGGAACGGGUUGGACCAGGCUGGCGACUCGCACCCCUGGUUUGGUGCGAGUGGCAGGAACAGGCCGGGUCGGGCUGGCGACGCACACCGUAGGCUUUGUGCGUGGAGCAGGGACAGGCCGGGCUGGGCUGGCGACGCACACCGUAGGCUUUGUGCGUGGAGCAGGAACAGGCCGGGCUGGGCUGGCGACGCACACCGUAGGCUUUGUGCGUGGAGCAGGAACAGGCCGGGCUGGACUGGCAACGCACACCGUAGGCUUUGUGCGUGGAGUAGGGACAGGCCGGGCUGGACUGGCGACGCACCUCGUAGGCUUGGUGCGUGGAGCAGGGACAGGCCGGGCUGGGCUGUCGACGCACACCACUGACUUGGUGGGAAUGGCAGGAACCGGCCGGGCUGGGCUGACGACGUGCACCACUGACUUGGUGGGAAUGGCAGGAACAGGCCGGGCUGGGCUGACGACGCGCACCACUGACUUGGUGGGAAUGGCAGGAACAGGCCGGGCCGGGCUGUCGACGCACACCACAGACUUGGUGGGAAUGGCAGGAACAGGCCGGGCUGGGCUGACGACGCGCACCACUGCCUUGGUGGGAAUGGCAGGAACAGGCCGGACCGUACUGGGGACACACACCACUGGCCCCACGCAGGGAUCAGGAACGGGCCGGACCGGACUGGUAACACACCCCAGUACCUCUCGCCGUGCCUCCACACUUUCCCUCUCCUCUGUGCCCAGUGGCCCCCCCUAACCUGGCGGCCUUCUCUGCCAACGCUUUGCACCGCUCUAACCCGUACACCUGCUGCCCCGACGUCGUGAGCCCCCCCCUAAAAAUUUCCUGGGGGUCUCUCCUCCCCGUGGCCCAGGCCUCUCUCCCUCUUGCCAGACUCGCAAUCAUCUCCUCCCACGUCCAUCCUCUCUCCUCGUCAUGCUGCUUGAUCUGGUUAAGGUGGGUUUUUCUGUCACGAACGUCUAUUAAGUGAGUGGACCAAGGCGCAGCGUGCGAUACGAACAUGACUUUAUUAAUUAAAGUACUCAAUACAAAACAACAAACAAUGACGAAUCGUGAAGUCCUCAGUUACAAUGACUGAUAUGGAACAAAAACCCACAAACACAAGGUGAAAACAGACAGUAUAAAUAUGGCUCCCAAUCAGAGACAACGAGCCAAACAGCUGACACUCGUUACCUCUGAUUGGGAGUCACUCAUCCAAACAAAGAAAUACAACCACAUAGAACAACCCAACCAAACAGAACACAACGAAACGAACACACCCUGGCUCAACAUACAAAGUCCCGGAGCCAGAGCGUGACACUCUGAUUAAUGCCCUCCUUGCCUGGUCCGUGAGUUUUGGUGGGCGGCCCUCUCUUGGCAGGUUUGUUGUGGUGCCAUAUUCUUUCAAUUUUUUUAUAAUGGAUUUAAUGGUGCUCCGUGGGAUGUUCAAAGUUUAGGAUAUUUAUUUAUAAUCCAACCCUGAUCUGUACAUCUCCACAACUUUGUCCCUGACCUGUUUGGAGAGCUCCUUGGUCUUCAUGGUGCCGCUUGCUUGGUGGUGCCCCUUCCUUAGUGGUGUUGCAGACUCUGGGCCCUUUCAGAACAGGUGUGUGUGUGUAUAUAUCCUGAGAUCAUGUGACACUUAGAUUGCACACAGGUGGACUUUAUUUAACUAAUUAUGUGACUUCUGAAGGUAAUUGGUUGCACCAGAUCUUAUUUAGGGGCUUCAAAGCAAAUACAUAUGCACGCACCCCUUUUCCGUUUAAGUAAUUUUUUUCACUUCACCAAUUUGGAGUAUUUUGUGUAUGUCCAUUACUUGAAAUCCAAAUAAAAAUCAAUUUAAAUGACAGGUUGUAAUGCAACAAAAUAGGAAAAAUGCCAAGGGGGAUGAAUACUUUUGCAAGGCACUGUAUCUUUAUGAUUCUGGAUAUAUCUUUAUGAUACUGAAUAUAUCUUUAUGAUGCUGUAAUAUAUCUUUAUGAGGAUGUAUCUUUAUGAUGCUGAUGCUGGAUAUUUGUGUAUUUGUUCAGGAGGUGCAACAGCUGGAUCUGUUUGGAGACAUGUCCACCCCUCCAGACAUACAUUCUCCUACAGUAAGUUGGCCUGUUGCUGUGGGGUGGGGCUCACUGGAUGUGCACAGUGCACACAUAUAAUAUAGAACCCCUCGUCAAGGUUUCUGGAAACAUUUCAUACUGCAUUCAUAAGGAGAUUUACCAAAUGAUGGCACUGGGGAAAUGUUAAUAACACAAACACACUUUAGAAAUGGGUAUAAUAAGGCAGUGGUUGACGGUUGAUAUGCUCAUACAUUUGUAAUUCCAUUUUUGGACAGUACGGACAACAUGAACACAUGACCUUGCUUCUAUUUUAUUUUUGGAGGCUUUUUGCCCAUUCUUAUUCCUAACAAGGAUCUUUUCCCCAAUUUAUAAUCAGGGGGCUUUGACAACUCAAGCUCUGGUAAAGUUCCUCUCAGGCUCUAGCUAGCUCAGUCUUGCCCGUUGUCAAAGAUGUCUGUUUCGUUCUGCAUUGUGGCAGUGUCUCAGUCUCUCGCCCCAAAACAUAGCUUUACUGCAUAACUUCAGUUUCCACCAAUCAUACACUGCUCAAAAAAAUAAAGGGAACACUAAAAUAACACCUCCUAGAUCUGAAUGAAUUAAAUAAUCUUAUUAAAUACUUUUUUCUUUACAUAGUUGAAUGUGCUGACAACAAAAUCACACAAAAAUGAUCAAUGGAAAUCAAAUGUAUCAACCCAUGGAGGUCUGGAUUUGGAGUCACCCUCAAAAUUAAAGUGGAAAACCACACUACAGGCUGAUCCAACAUUGAUGUAAUGUCCUUAAAACAAGUCAAAAUGAGGCUCAGUAGUGUGUGUGGCCUCCACAUGCCUGUAUGACCUCCCUACAACGCCUGGGCAUGCUCCUGAUGAGGUGGCGGAUGGUCUCCUGAGGGAUCUCCUCCCAGACCUGGACUAAAGCAUCCGCCAACUCCUGGACAGUCUGUGGUGCAAUGUGGCGUUGGUGGAUGGAGCGAGACAUGAUGUCCCAGAUGUGCUCAAUUGGAUUCAGGUCUGGGGAACGGGCGGGCCAGUCCAUAGCAUCAAUGCCUUCCUCUUGCAGGAACUGCUGACACACUCCAGCCACAUGAGGUCUAGCAUUGUCUUGCAUUAGGAGGAACCCAGGGCCAACCGCACCAGCAUAUGGUCUCACAAGGGGUCUGAGGAUCUCAUCUCGGUACCUAAUGGCAGUCAGGCUACCUCUGGCGAGCACAUGGAGGGCUGUGCGGCCCCCCAAAGAAAUGCCACCCCACACCAUGACUGACCCACCACCAAACCGGUCAUGCUGGUGUGCAUGACCAAACCGGUCAUGCAUGAUGUUGCAGGCAGCAGAACGUUCUCCACGGCGUCUCCAGACUCUGUCACGUGCUCAGUGUGAACCUGCUUUCAUCUGUGAAGAGCACAGGGCGCCAGUGGCGAAUUUGCCAAUCUUGGUGUUCUCUGGCAAAUGCCAAACGUCCUGCACGGUGUUGGGCUGUAAGCACAACCCCCACCUGUGGACGUCGGGCCCUCAUACCACCCUCAUGGAGUCUGUUUCUGACCGUUUGAGCAGACGCAUGCACAUUUGUGGCCUGCUGGAGGUCAUUUUGCAGGGCUCUGGCAGUGCUCCUCCUGCUCCUCCUUGCACAAAGGCGGAGGUAGCAGUCCUGCUGCUGGGUUGUUGCCCUUCUACGGCCUCCUCCACGUCUCCUGGUGAACUGGCCUGUCUCCUGGUAGCGCCUCCAUGCUCUGGACACUACGCUGACAGACACAGCAAACCUUCUUGCCACAGCUCGCAUUGAUGUGCCAUCCUGGAUGAGCUACACUACCUGAGCCACUUGUGUGGGUUGUAGACUCCGUCUCAUGCUACCACUAGAGUGAAAGCACCGCCAGCAUUCAAAAGUGACCAAAACAUCAGCCAGGAAGCAUAGGAACUGAGAAGUGGUCUGUGGUCACCACCUGCAAAACCAGUCCUUUAUUGGGGGUGUCUUGCUAAUUGCCUAUAAUUUCCACCUGUUGUCUAUUCCAUUUGCACAACAGCAUGUGAAAUGUAUUGUCAAUCAGUGUUGCUUCCUAAGUGGAGAGUUUGAUUUCACAGAAGUGUGAUUGACUUGGAGUUACAUUGUGUUGUUUAAGUGUUCCCUUUAUUUUUUUGAGCAGUGUAUUAUCCCACACAUCAUACAGGGCUCUCAAACUCAACUCUGUAAAGGUCUGUAAUCUGUAUGCUUAUUGUCUCCUGGAUAUAUCUCAAAUGUCAACACGUCAAAUAUGGUUGUAAAUCAUCAGACGGACAAAAAAGCACUGCCAUUACAAAGCACAUUCCUAGAGUUGAGUUUCUGAUUCCUGUUUAAAUGUUUAUUGGUCCGUCGUCAACACUUGCUUCAACAAUCAUAAACUGUCUUGUCAUGUCAUUAUGUGAUUAAUUUAGCUGUGUUAACAGUUGCUUCUCUCUUCCAGCACAACUGAUUUCUCUCUCUCUCUCUCGCUCUUUUUAUUUAUUUAUUUAUUUAUUUAUUUGUUUUCCUCCCUUGAUAACCAGGAGACUAAUGAAAUGCUAUUGCUGGAUCUGUCCACUGAGGUUGACAGCAAUCAGAACUGUAUAAAAGGAAAUCCCUUCACUUCCUAUGCCUCUAACCCUUGGGGCACCCCCCAAACAGAGAACCCCUUCUCCUCCACAUUUGGCUUCUUUCCAACCCCAGACACUGACCCUUUCAGUGACGACCCCCUUGCCCAAUCGGCACCCCCCAAUUCUCUGAUCUCAGCACCCUCCACCAAUCACAGCCAAGAGAGCUCUGUUGACAUCUUGGGCAGGCCAAUCAUGAACGGCAGUAGUCUUAAUGGAGACUCUGACUACUUCAGUCAGCAGUUGAAUGGGUUGUCCAAUAAGAACAUGAUCCUGGCUCUCAGUAAUGGCCUGUGGCCACUAGGGGGUGUGAUGUCCGAGUGCAGGGUCCCUGUUCCUCUCCAGAACGGUUUGGGACCUGUGUCCUCACCACAGAACCCCUUUCUCGACAUAUCUGGGAAAAGCCCGCCCCUCUGUAACGGUGUGAUGUUCGAUCCCCCCGCACCCAUGGGUCAUAGCAAGGACGGUUCGGUAGUGAUAAGCCUCCCUCCAAAGAACACUAAGGCUGGACGAGGUCGGAGGAGUGCCAAGGUGAAGCUCCAUAAUGAAGCUCUGAUGUUGCUGCAUGUCUGAGAAUGAGUCUCUGUCUGCACACCACCUCCCCAAAUCAUAAUUGGUUUUCUAACAACAACCCCCUUUCACAGCACUGGGAUACCAUACCACUAUACUCUAUUCCUCAAGGGUAACAGGUUGCAUUGCACUUGGUUUUGUCUCUACCAACAUGGUUUUCGUAUAAGCAUAUUAGGGUUGGUGGUGUGUUGGUUUUGUCUCUGGGUUUCUAACAUGGCUAACUGCAUGGUGGUGCUCACAUGGCUUGUGUCCCAGGGCAGAUUAACAACCUCUCUCUGCUAGACCGUAAACACUAUCUAUUCAUAUGUUCCUUGUCCUAACAUUCAUGCUUCAGUGAGGUGUGGAGGUAAGUGUUGGUAUUUGUGUCUUUAAGUAUUGUUAGAAAUUGUUUUUUUAAAAUAAUUGUGAAUACAGUAUAUAAGUCAGAUAAUUUAGUUUUUUUUCCGUAAGCAUCCAUACAAUAAACCUUGUCAUUAAUUCUGUGCUUACCACAGUUUUCUCUGUGUUUACUGGCCCUCAAUUAAUAGUCAAUCAUUGUUCAUUAUUUGGUUGAAUAAUCUGACAUUUCACUGCCAGUCUCCUCCUACUGAUGACCUAUUUGGGGCUGACGUGUUUGCUGCCUCCAGUCAGCCUGACAGCUCGUCUGCCUCCGAUGACCUCUUCAGUCCCACCUCCUCCAUAGCAGCUCUGGGUAAGACUAGUGUUGCCAUUGGCUCAAAAUUAUGUUACCCAUGCAUGUUAGUUCUGUGGUAAAAUCUGCAUCUGUAGCUGUGUGGCUCCAGCAACUAUGUUUAAUGUGUAAUCAGGCUAGAGCAGUAGGCCCUACGGCAUGGCUCAGCUGGACUCAGCUCAGUAGAGUGCAUACUAGCUAGUGUGUUAGAUUCUGUUGAUUUGUAGCCAGUAGGCUACCUACUGCACCCAAACCUAAAGACAUCUCUACCCUGUUCUCCCUCCAGGAGCGUUGCAGUUGGGUCCCCCUUCAGUCACCAUCCCUCGGACCGCCCCGUCACCAUGGGGAGCCCCAGCCUCUUCCAUGUUCACCAUGCCAGGAGGGGUCACACUCCCCAACCCCCAGCCCACCUUCCCCCAGCCAUCUGCCUUCGGUGCCCUGCCCAUACCCCCUGCCCCCUGGGGCCAGCAGGCGCCAUCCCCGUAUGGGGCCCCGCCGGUCACCCAGGCUUGGGGACAGCCUGCCCCUGCAGGGCCCAUGGGUGCACCAGGUUGGGGCCAGCCUCCCAUGGCUAACCCCUUCCAGCCCGGGCCUUACGUCAUGAUGGGAGGCCCUCCGCAGGGUAUGCCGCAGGGUCCACCGCGGCCCCCACCCCGGCCGCCAGUAAAGGAGACCCCAGCUAAGGUGGAACCUAGUGCCUUCAUGGCUCUGGACCCCCUGGGAGGGGAGAAGGAGAAGAAGAGUGGGAAGGACAUGUUCAAGGACUUCCAGAUCGCCAAGCCUCCAGCCAUCCCGGCCAGGAAAGGAGAGCAGGCACCCGGUUCCGCCGCACCAAGCACCAAUGGAGAUGGGGCGUUUGCACAGUACUUCUCCAGCAAAGUGGGCGUGCCCCAGGAGGUUGCGGAUCACGACGACUUUGAAAUUCAGAGUCGGAUUUCAGCGGUUGGCAAUGGUAAUGGCAGUUAUUUUGAAUUUUAAAUUCCCAUCAAUUGAUUUGGAGAGUAUACAUGCAUUUUAAUCCACCUGAUUACCCCCUUUCUUCCCUGUCUGUUUCUAGACCCACCCAAACCAGCCCCACGGCACUCUGCACCCAUCAUGUCUCCUGCAGCGGCCCCCGGGCCAGGGCUCCUGGAUGCAUUUGCCCCUACUCCAGCCACAGGCCUUGCUCCAGCAGCAGCAGCAGGUCUCAACCAGAAUCUAUUUGAUGACGCAUUUGGCGCUGCAACUCCUAAUGCCUUUGGAGCACCACUUCUAGCUACGGUAUGGAUGUACACGCAUAUACAAACAUAAGGGAAUUCAUCCUAUCAACGUUCAAUCAAUUGAUUGUGACGUAAUGCUUUGUAUCAUUAUAAAACCUUCAUAUUUUCCCUUAUUGUUAUGACGGGACACUCCUGUUGCCCAGACCACUGGUGGCUCGGAUCCCUUCGGAGACCCCUUUGGAAACCCCUUUGCCUGA
Messenger RNA from Coregonus sp. 'balchen', 22573 nucleotides. The record is from the annotation of a GenBank genome assembly. NCBI's taxonomy places the organism in Eukaryota, Metazoa, Chordata, Actinopteri, Salmoniformes, Salmonidae.